AAACUGGUAUUGCUUAUAACUACAGACACGGAAAGAAAGAGAGGGAGAGACUGCAUUCGUUCCCCAGCCGAGUUAGUCUAAUUGAACGAACCUCUCUAUUCGCUUUGUGAAGAUUCAUUAGUCGAGGAAAAAAAAAAAGCCUCUUUUCUGGCUCGCUGAUGGCGGCAUCAGCUGUUAAAGUCAGCAAUGUUUCAUUGGGAGCAACCGAGCAAGACAUAAAGGAGUUCUUUUCUUUUUCUGGUGAAAUUGAUUGUAUUGAUAUGCACAGUGACACUGAGCGCUCUCAAAUCGCAUACAUAAGAUUCAAAGAAUCCCAGGGGGCCGAGACUGCAAAAUGUCUAUCGGGAGCAACAAUAGUGGAUCAGUCAGUUAUCAUAGAAUUGGCUCCAGACCACCAGUUUCCUGUGACUGCUACAGUCUAUUCUAACCCAAACGAGAACAGCAAUGGAAGUGGUGGAGCUGAAUCUUCUUCAGCCAUCCAGAAGGCGGAGGAUGUAGUCAGCAGCAUGCUGGCAAAGGGCUUCUGCCUGGGGAAAGACACAGUGAAAAAGGCCAAGGCCUUCGAUGAGAAACAUCAACUCACAUCGACUGCAUCGUCCAAGGUUGCUUCACUAGAUCAGAAGAUUGGUCUGAGUGGGAAAAUCAGCGCGGGGACCACUGCUGUGAACGAGAAAGUGAAGGAGAUGGACGAGAAGCUGAAGGUGUCGGAGGCAGCCAAGGCAGCAUUCACAGCUGCCGAACAGUCGGUGAGCAAUGCUGGAUCGGCCAUCAUGAAGAACCGGUACGUGCUGACGGGAACCUCAUGGGUUACUGGUGCAUUUGGUCGGGUGACGAAAGUUGCAGGCGAGGUAGGACAGAAGACGAAGGAGAAAGUGGCGGCUGAGGAAGAAGGAGCUAAUAAGGCUUCAGGUUACGUUCCCAUUUCAUGACUUGCGUGAGCCAUAUAGGUUGGUUGUUUUGGACUUGGGUUUGUACUGAAAUCUUCGUGUCAGAAAUGGAUGUUCCAGUUGCUCGUGUUGUUGGUUAGGAAUGAUGAUUGUGUUUUGCCAUAUAUUAUAGUCUCCAACAUACAAAAUAUCAACUCAAGCAGGUUUCUCUUUCUGAUACGCUUUGCGUUGGUCUGGUGGCAUUUUCAUGCAGCAUUGUACAAGUUUGAUGCUUGAUUUAAUUCAAUAUAGUUUCCACAUGACUCGCAC
Molecule: messenger RNA, 1196 nt
Organism: Linum tenue
Lineage: Eukaryota; Viridiplantae; Streptophyta; Magnoliopsida; Malpighiales; Linaceae
Source: the annotation of a GenBank genome assembly